Messenger RNA from Xylona heveae TC161, 819 nucleotides. Its product is annotated as GINS complex, PSF2 component. The transcript has 3 exons. NCBI's taxonomy places the organism in Eukaryota, Fungi, Ascomycota, Xylonomycetes, Xylonales, Xylonaceae. Bases 91 to 810 code for a protein of 239 amino acids. The record is from RefSeq and is a predicted model, not a curated record. Gene Ontology annotation, biological process: double-strand break repair via break-induced replication; DNA replication. Gene Ontology annotation, cellular component: GINS complex; nucleus.
CCAAAGUGUUCGCUGAAUGAAAUCACUCAGUUUGUUUUUUUGGGGCGCCCUGGUUCGCUCCCAAAAAUAUAGAGAUAUAGAGAAAUUAUAAUGGCAUUGCCGCUUCCCCCAGGUCUGACUCCUCCAGAGGUAGCGUUCCUCUGCGAAAUGGAGCUGGUCACGGUGGUGCCCCGCCAGAGGCUUGAAGGACUCGAAUUGCUUGGCGGCACAACACCCGAGCUACGCCCACCGUAUCGCGCCGUGCUGCCGCUCUGGCUUGCACUGUUACUGAAGCGCCAACGCCGCGCCAAUAUUCUUCCGCCGCCAUGGCUACACCCUUCGUCGCUGGACACAAUUCUUCGUCUCGAGACAGAAGUGCACAAGGAGACUUUCUCGCCACCGCCGCUCUUUCCGCCAAGUAACAACAACCUACACGAAACGAGGAGCGCGCCCUUCUUGCCCUCGUGCACUGCGGACGCGGCAGCAGAUGCGCUGCCCUACCACUGGCUAGAAGUAGGAGAGAUCCUGCUGGACGCGGCGCCGGAUGACUUGGUCGAGCCGGACACUGUGCGGCGGCUGAUGCGGGAUCUGCGAGAAGUGCGCAUGGCCAAGAUGCGCGCUGGCGUGGCGGUGCUGGAUGGAGGCGCCGUGGUGGGCUUGAAAGGCGUGGGGGGCAUGGAGGUGAGUGAAGGACGCGCAUUCAUUUCUGGAGUCAUUGACAAUUUGAGGAAAAUCGGCGCCUCAAGAGAACAGAGCCGUCGCGAAAGAGAGGCUGAAGAAAGAGAAAACGGCUACGAUGAUGCCGAUGAAGAUGAGGAUAUGGGUCUCUGAUGAAAUGGC